UAGCACUCUCCUUUGGAGUAAAAUAGUUUAAGAGUCAUUUCAUGGAAUACGGCCCAUCUACAUUUCAUUAUUCUAGUUAUUUGCACAAUGAGCAUAUACGUUUCCCACGUCAGAGGUUGAACUUUUACCUCAAGUCAAGUCAAGUGUAGUGACAGGUUAACUGGUUAGACAACAUCUUCAGACAGGGUGUGACACGGGCAGGUCAGCACUGGAAGCUUGAAGAUCUCUAACUUUGUCACCAACUUUGUCUCACAGGCAUCCAUCUGUAACCAUGGCUACCUCCACCCGGAAGCCCGUUGCCCUGGUAACGGGAGGCGGGAGCGGCAUCGGCCGUGCCACGGCGGUCAGGUUUGCUGAACUCGGGUACAGCUGUGUGGUGGCUGAUAUCGACGAGCAGAGCGCCAAGGAGACACUGAGCAUGCUCCAAACUCCGGGCAUCGCCGUCCAGGUGGACGUUACCAUGACGACAAGCGUGGAAGCCAUGGUAACCGCGGCGGUUCAGCGCUUCGGGCGGAUCGACUGCGCCUUUAACGGCGCCGGGAUCCUGGGAGCUUCGGCACGGAUCGUGGAGUCGCCCGAGGACGCGUUCGACCGCGUCAUGGACGUGAACGUGAAGGGCGUGUGGCUGUGUCUGAAGUACGAGAUCGCCCAGAUGCUGCAGCAGGAGCCCGUCGUGAGCGACCCGGCUAGAUGGGCCGACAAGCCGGACGUGUGCCGCUUCCGCGGGGUGCGGGGCAGCAUCGUCAACGCCAGCAGCCAUGCAGGUGUGAACCCCUUCCUGUACCACAGCCCCUACUGUGCGUCCAAGUGGGCGGUCCUUGGUCUGACUCAGACCGCCGCAAUAGAGUACGCCAAGGACGGGAUACGCGUGAACGCCGUCUGUCCAUAUGUUACAGCUACUCCCAUGUUAACGCUCCUGAAGGAGCAGUCACCACCAGAUAUUCAGCACAUGCUAGACGCCACAGGUCACCCUUUGGGUCGCCAUGCAGCUCCCGAGGAGGUUGCGGAGGCCGUGUGCUGGCUCUGCAGCGACGCCUGCCCGUUCACUACGGGAGAGCACUUGAAAAUCUCAGGUGGACUGUGAAGGGUGAUGGGUUACAAAACCGAAAUUUCCUUAUCCCAGCAUCUUUUCAAUCUGAGCCUCCCUAAAGGUGGUAUCUCACUGCACUUGGGGCACCGGUGCGUCACCGCGGGGUUCGAAAGAUUACCUAUGGAAUUUCAGAGAUAAAGAACGACUUUUCUUA
Branchiostoma floridae (Florida lancelet) is the source of this 1244-nucleotide messenger RNA. Its product is annotated as 2,5-dichloro-2,5-cyclohexadiene-1,4-diol dehydrogenase-like. The transcript has 2 exons. The record is from RefSeq and is a predicted model, not a curated record. The coding region runs from base 272 to 1084 and encodes 270 amino acids. Gene Ontology annotation, molecular function: oxidoreductase activity. NCBI's taxonomy places the organism in Eukaryota, Metazoa, Chordata, Leptocardii, Amphioxiformes, Branchiostomatidae.